Porites evermanni is the source of this 10447-nucleotide messenger RNA. NCBI's taxonomy places the organism in Eukaryota, Metazoa, Cnidaria, Anthozoa, Scleractinia, Poritidae. The record is from the annotation of a GenBank genome assembly.
CGGUAAUCCGUUUUUGUUUUUCAUGCACAGCUACAGACGGCAAGGUGAGUUUAACUAUACAAUGUAGUUGAGUGUUGUCUUGUGUAUAAAAGGAAUCAUUCUCUUUUACUUGUUUACCUUUUUCAGUAUCAUGAUACCAAUACAUCAAGGAAUCACACACCAUCCAAUUGGCAAUGAAUCUCUUUGGUCUCGAUUUUAAAGCUGUCAAUAAAGAAACAAAUCGGUGUCGAAGUAAACUGGAUUUUGUUUUUUGUAGAAAAUUACUCGAAAGUACAGAGCAGAAUAAAAUGCUCUUUAUUAUUACAAACAAGGAACACUUCAGGACAUCUUUUUAUCUCAUCAUAUGUUCAAAUGAUUUAAAUGAACUUUGUCUUUAUUCACUCUUCAAGAACGUUCAAUUCAACCUUACUAAAACAGCACUUUAAAAGAAAUGAAUAUUGCUUGGUUCGAAAAUGCGCUCUUACUGUAUAAGGUUACGGCCAUGAGCAAAUUAAUUAUUAAUCCGUAGCGUUACAGUCUUAUGAUAAAUGUUAUCAAUUUUCCUUCCUAAACGAAUCAACAUUAUUGCGUGAAAUGAAAUUUAGGGCGAUUGAUUAUUUUGGCAAUGAAACUUUCCUAAACGUAAAUCGAAGGGUAGGAUAGCUGCCAAAAAUGAUCAUACAUGCGCAUUCUGUGGCAACAUGCUUUUUUAAUUUAAAAAUUAGUGACAGAAAUAUUAGAAUAAUAUUAUAAUUGUGCGCCGGUAAAAAGAACGUAAAUCUGACCUACGGCCCUUUGCGUUUUACAGGGAGAAAAAAGAUUCUGCACUUUGCUCUACAAACUGAAUAAAAAUAAUGUAAUGGUUUUUUCGUGCUACCUCAGUUGAAUCCCGAUACAAUGCAAGUGGCAAUUGUGGUAAAAUGUUGUCAAACAUGACGAGACGAAAACUAUAUUUUUUUCCGGUCCAUGAUUUGUCAAAACUGAACCUUGAGCAGAAAGAAAAAAUAAAACAGACGCAAAAACAUGUCAGUGCAAUUGAGUAAUCAUCUUAUAUUUGUUGUCGCUUUUAAUAACGUGUCAUCUUGGAGGCUUUGCCAUCUUUGGUGCUAAAUCGCUUACAAGUUCGCCUCGUUCUGUAAUAAUUAAAAAUGAGCAUUCGUACGGAUAAAAAUUAAAAUUUGACUUAGCACAAGAUUAACACGGCUUCAUGGCUGUUUGACGAGAGCUUCGAGAUCAUUGCAUCAUUACACUGACAAAAACUGAGGUAAACACUGCGCUCAUUUCACAAAAUUUGGGCAGGAUACUUAGAAAAUACUGGAUUGAAUAUGAGUGACUGAUUUUAGUAAUUGGUUUUCUAUGGCCACCAUAAUUUUCCCUACAGUAAAAGUUUAUCACACUAGCAAAUGUCUGUUUUAAUAGAAUCAUAAGACGUAAACAUCAAACGUCGGUUUUGCAACCACUGUCUCGUUUCAUUGGAAUGGGCGCAGCCUUCGUCGAAGGAUUUAGAAGUUAGAAGUACAUUACGUGUCGCUGUAACUGAAUCUGAAAGCACACGAGUUAAUUGGGAAAAAAUGUAUCAUAGCAAGACGUCAAGUUAUUACCUCUGUUAACUCUAGGAAAGCUGGUUUGUGUUUCUUACGGAUUUUGUUAAGGGGGCUGUGUCACGAAAUUUAUCAAAUUCAUACGGUGGGAACUACCGCCAAAUCGAGUGAAAUAUAAAAAUAACAGCUUAAAACGUCAAUAGAAGGUAUAAAUAACACAGCAGAUACAAAAGAAAGAACGAAUGGAUAAAAGUUCUAAGAAGAUUAAACCGGAUUACAAUUAGGGUUUUUGAAAACUUGUUAGCCUAACAGUUUUCAAAGUUCAUUUUUGUUGUUUGUAACGUCUCAUAUUAUGCUUGGGAGACAUAUUUGUUUGACAAGUAGUUUUCAAUUUAUCAUUUGCCACGAAUAUCUUCGCUUGUGUUAAGUUCCAUUACAAAUAAGGACGAGAAUUGGGUAAAAUGUACAAAAUGAAUAACACAGCCGAGACACAGGCCCUUCAACGUAAAGGGUUGAAAGGGACUCAAGCUUAUAUUUUCAAAAAAUGAAAAGAAGCGAUAACUGUGCUUUUUAGGAUGCGUUUCUUUGGGAGAAAGCAAUCCGUUUUAACCCUGUUCAGUUUUACGCAUCCCUGUCACACUGUUCGACUCAACUACCGGUGUGUGAUCUUUUUAUAAUAGUACGAGAAUUUUGAUUUAGGAGGCUUUAAACAUUUCUGGAAUAUAUUCCUCCAGUUGAAGACAUCUGCCCUUCAUUUCAGAGCAAUGAUGGCCAUAUUUGUUGGUUGUUCAUACUUCCGCAUUGUUGUGCUCCUACUUUUCAACACAGUGUGUGGACAAUGGUAAGCACAAAUGGACUAUUUUUAAUACUCAAUACAUAAAAGAUGAUAAGUCUUCUUUGCCUAGAGAUUUAAAGCUUCUCAGAACGUUUUUAAUCUCGAGACUGUGUAUGCCAUGUUAAACAUUCUGAGAAAGCAUGAAGUUUAAGGAGGGCGAUUCAGUAAAAUUGACGCAGAUUUUUGCCCCAAGUAUCCUGAAAAGUCUCAUAUCCUCAUUUUCUACAGGUUCAUCACGAAUUCACAACAAAAAUACCAACUCUCAGUUAGCUUAAUUUAGCUCAGAUAACAAGCACCUAAUGGGUUCGAACCUGUUCAAGGCCGAGUUAUUUUCAGGCUUUUUUUUGCAACAGCUUAAGUUCCUUACAUAAAUGGGAUGAUAUUUCACGUGUUAAACAAGGUACCCUUGCGCAUGGCUGGUGAAGAAAAUUUCAUUCUACAAAGCACGACCUAACAAAAACGGUUUUCAAAGUAGCAUCUUUUAAGAAGGUUUAGAUACCACAGUAUUUUGAAAGUACACUGACAAAGUCGUGGUCGCAUUAAAAACUCAUUACUUGGCUCACUAAUUUACAAUGCAUUUAUCUCACCUUUCUUUACCUGCUGAUAUCUCGAUCCUGUAAUAAAAUAAUAAUCUUCAAUUUCCAUUAUAAACAGCUUACGCAAGCAAAACAGCAGCUCUACAUCUGUAUUAGCGAAGUUAUUUUCUGAUUAUGAUCAAGUCGUUCGUCCUGGAUUUGAGGGUAAGUGUCUCAGUCUGCAUAUAUCCUGUGGACCAAAAGUCCGGGCCUGAAAGCAGUUAUUCAAAUCAAAAUCGAAAGAAUAUGAGCACCGAUACUAGCUUACAAACCAGUCCAUUAUGUUUCGUUCACUGAUACAUGUAGUUUUAUCAUAUUUUCUGCAAAACUAUUCAAAUCUCGAUCUUCAAUUUAAACAACAACAGCUUUCCGUGCCCGUUAAUUAUCGGGGUUUUGGAUAAACGAGGCCUACAGAAAGAAAGGUUACGCCAUACAAAAUCGUCUUUGGUUUUUUCCGACAUAAUGCGCAGUUUUGAAAUAUUUGGAAGAAUAUUCCACGUCAAACGAAAGAAGAUCUUCAAAUAUGUUUAGCAGGAGUUUCCUACCAGCGAGAACAACAAUAUAUCCAAACAAGCAGUGUUCUUCGAAUAAAAAAUGACAUAAACUAGAAAAACUGUCAAGGUAAACAAGCACCAGAACUACGGGGAACGAUUGUCGCUUUUCUUCCCUAUUUAUCCUCAAAAACAAAUAAAUUCACUUUUACCUUGUGUCUGUACGCUAUAUACAUGAGAAUUCGCCAUUUUCACAUAGACCAUAAUGCAUCUUGUUAACCCCCCAAAUUUUAUAUAACAAUUUUUUUCAAUUUCUCCUGGGUAUUACAGUCGUCCCAAGUGAAAUCGAAGACAAUGGUUAUGCAACAUUUUUUAAAGGGGUAAACAAGGUGCAUUAUGUGCUAUGUGAAAAUGGUGAAUUAUGGAUUGAAUAAUUAGUAUCUAUGGAAAUUUUUGUUUCCUAUUUUGACGUCACAUGGACAUUCAGUUGUUGAAGUGUAGUGGCCUAGUGGUUAACAUUUCGAAUUUCGACUCAUUUAGGUUCGAUUUGAAGCCUUGCCGUCGCAUUGCUUCCUUCGACAAUGCAAGAUUCUUUAUUCAAUUGUGUCUCUCUUUACUAAAGUGUAUAAAUGGAAUAAAGUACGAACAUUAACCACAAAGGACUGCAAAGGACCGCAAACGAAUAUACCGCAGAAUGUACGAUCUAUUAAGACUUGAUUAGCAAAAAUAACAAGAGCAGCCUAUGGCUACAAUCCCGCUCUGUUUUGGGUUCUUUCAGUGUCGUGUUGAUGUCUUGCAAAGUUAAUUUUCACGUAGUACGAUCAGCAUUGCAGUGUUCUGCUUGCAGAAGUAAAUAUGUCUAUUUGUAUAAAAGGAAACUUGCACUGUUGACAUACUGCUGGGUGUAGAAUCUGUGAUGGACUCGCGUGUCAUCUAAGAGAUGCUUCACGAUACAAAAUGAACCGGAUUAAGCCCCUGCUAUAUGAACGCUAUUAGCUCGUCUUGCCUUUUACUUUAAUACGUGAUUGAUAACUGAACAGACACACGAUAAGGUGGAAUUUAUCCGAUUAAUACUGUACAUGUUCAAUGAACCUUGUAUUGUCUACUCUACUGCCGUUUUCAGCUAUUCUGAACGAUGCAGGUUCUUAAAUCAAGGAGGAACUCUCACGAUUUUACUUUAAAUCUGUAGGUCAGGCAGUGGAGAUUGUGACAGAUCUUUACGUCGAAUCCUUUGGAAAUAUACAUGAAGCAAACAUGGUAACUCCGAAAGGAUCUUUUCAUCAUCAUCAUCGUAAUCAUCAUCACCACUAUUAAUUAAUUAGUUUAUUUAUUUUCAACUGUCACCUUUAAUAAAUGGUAACGAUUUCUUGAUUGUGAAGCGAAAAAACAGCAGCAUAAAGCAUUGAAGAUAUACUCUUAAAAACUAAAUAAAUAAAUGUAGCGUGAGUCUGAGCAAAAACCACGGCACGAUAUUCCAGAAAUGUAAAAAUGUAAAAUUGUAUUUACGGUAGAACUAAUAGGACCAACGAACAAGCAAUUACUAACAGGCGGUCAAGGGCUCAACUUGACUAUCAGUUCACCUCUACCAAAUUUUCUCUGUUUAUUGGUACCAUUUCAAAACACUUACUACAUCACUCUGGGUAUUUUUUUAUUGUCGCCAAUUUCUCUUCUUUAUUUAACUUUCAGGCUUGUCAAACCAUUAUUAACUGCCAGUUGUCCAUAAAGAACGACCGGUUUAUAUACGUUUGAAUGUAAUCUAUCUUUCUCCCUUACUUUAAUAGGAGUUUAAGGUUUACGGAUAUUUGCGACAGCGAUGGAAAGACGAAAGGCUUGCCGGGAAGCUUGAAAAAACAUUGACCAUAAAGGGAGAGAAUAUAAACCGAGUCUGGUUACCAGACCCUUUCUGCUACAACGCAAGAGACUCCAACUUGAUGCUUCCAGAUUCUGCAGUACACAGCAAAGUUUCAAUUGCCCCGGAUGGCAAUAUUUUAUACACAAGAGGGUUGGAUAAAAAAGUCAUUACUAUUUAAAACUUUUUGCACAGACUACUUCAGUCACAAAUCAAAAUUCCAAUAAACUUAUAUUAAAGAAGCAUCUUCGUAAAAUGCUUGAAAGCUAUCAUUUCAUUGAAAACAAUUACAAUAAGCAGACUCUAAAGCUUUUUUGGUAACAAAAUGACUGUGGUAUUUAGAAGGGUCAAGCAAAUAUAACAGGAUAUUUCAUUUUUUAUGGCGAUCUAUUAUAACCUAUCUACUUCGACAUUGCAUAUCUCCAACACGCUAUUUUACACUGUACGUACGUAGAAAGAUUUAAGGUCCUGUAACUCACAAACGUUAUCCACUCAUGUAUACCAGCGAAAUUUGACACCAAUUAUUACAAUGUCUAUUGUUUGAAUUUUUUUCAGGGUGACCUUUCUGGCUUCGUGUGGAAUGGAACUUCAUCAUUUCCCGUUUGACUCCCAGGAAUGUUUUCUUAAAAUUGGAAGCUGUAAGCAACUUGUUUGAGUGGGAUGUAGACUAACAUAAGCACAGUUGUUCAUUAAAUAUCGUAAACUGUCGGUUAUACGCCCCGCCCCAACCACCUAAUUUUAAGCCCCCCAUCUGACUUGUAUUGAAAUGAAUUCAGUUUAUUAUUAGCACUGCAGUGUUAUGACUUGUGUCUAAGCGCUUAGUCUAUUCCCGGUAAAUGCCUGCUUGGAUAUAGGCCCUUCUAAAUUCCCUUCUGAAGAUGUAUAAGCCCAGGGCUUAUAAGCGCCAGUUUACGGUAUUCCAACAUGAGCAAUGAACACAUCAUCGCGGUUUCUUUUUAAACAAACAACCUACAAUUAAGUUGUAUGGCAAUGUCUCUAUUGAUUUAGUUUUAAACCAAGGGGGGGGGGGAGGUAAAAUGAUGUAACUUUAGAGAAGUCAUUGACGCACACUCUAAGGAUUAAAAAACGCAACAAAGUUGUUGCUCAAUUGUCCAAGAACUACAUUCUACCUAUUACGUAAUCUUCAAAAUGGGUUGGAUUAAUAGGCCUUUCCAUGGGCCAUUUUCGAGUAAUUAAAACUCAUACUUGGCUGCGAGGCUGAGGAGAAUCAAUUAAACGAAAUGAAUUAUUCAUCCGUAAGUCUCAAUGCAAUUUCUUUUGUCAAAAAUCCCUCAGCCUUGAAACAAAGUUAGCCGGUUCCUGUUCCAGAGAUAGUAGGGUCCUCGAAAUUGAGAAAACGCGAUCAAGAAAAUAAAACGAGAGGAAACUGGGAAGAGAAAGGGCGGCGGAGCCUGUAAUCAGUUCUUUAAAAGGCUAGUUCCGGUAUACUAGCUCCUGGUAUACCCUCUGAUUGGUCAGUGUGCAUGAGUCAUUAUCUACCAUUCGUAAGGCAACGAACGCGGAUCACGUGUGUUAUUUUGAUGAAUACAGGCUACAGCGUCUCCUACUGACUUGCGAGAUUUUCGGGACUUAAAUGAUGUUAAAAAAGAGCAGAAAACUUGACUGUCUUCUGAGCUUGGCUCACGGACCUACAUCAUUUUAGUAGUAUUUUUCAGCUCUUCCAACGCCUGGAAAAAGCCGUCGACAUUUCAUAGAAAUCUACAAUAGUAGUCCUUUCGCCGCUCAUCUAUGGAUAAUAUGAGACCAAGCAGGCCAAUAGAAAGAGCGUAGAUUUUAGGUUUCAAUCAUUUGACUCUGUGAAGAAGUAGAGGAGGAUACGAAGAAAGCGAGAGAUGGCAAAUGCUAGUUCAAAAGUAUUUUAUGCCAAAUCCAAACCUUAUUGAAUGAAAACAUACUCGUCCUACCACAAGCUAAAUGGCCUGGAGGCCUGAAAUUAUCAACAAAGGUUUUGUCGGAUGUUAUCAAAUUAUCAGAAAUAAAAUCUCACUGAACAUUUCGUAAAACGCGAUAGCGCACAAGUUUUAAUUGAAUUUACUAGGAACGAUGGAUUGCGAGAUUUGCAGAGGCUAUUUUAAAACUGGAAUUAGAACACAUUUAAAAUUUCGCACAUUAACGGAGUUCGAGUAGCGCGAAAAACUCGCAUAAUAUGAGCAUAAUUCUAGCAAAUUAAAAUUUUGACAGUUUGACAACCGAAUCCGGACGUGACAAAAGUGGGCGGAAGAGGAUUGUGGAAGAAGUGAUCACAAACUCUCUGUCCCUUUCUUUUUCCCGUCAUCGUCUCCCUUUGUCGAGAUGACACGCUCAUAUUUUAACGUGGGUUUCAUUUACGUGUCAUCCCCGCUAUAUGAGUGCCAGGAACAGGCUAAAGCCAAGUAUUAAAUUGAAUAAUUCCAAGCUGAACUAUUUGACACGGAUUGAAAAUUCAAGACCUGAGAAACGUUUGCGUUUUUGGCUUUCGUCAACCAUAAUCACGAACACCAACAACGAACCUUUAAAAGAAAAGGAACAAAGAGAAUGAAUAAGAAUCUACCAAUCACAACUUAUGGGCAAGAAAUUGCAAUUUCGUCCGCUAAACUAGCGACAGGAGAGAAACACGACACCUGUAAUUGCGCAGAGUUUGGGUGUUUAUACCGAAAACUGCGGUGGCAUAUCAGUUAAGAGUUUAGAACACUAACUGCAUAAUAAAACGUUCCUCUACUUCCUUAGACGCCUAUACAAUUGAAGAUAUAAUAUACAAGUGGAAAUACAAUAACAUAGAAGUGGGGGCAACUCGAACAGCGCAGUUUGACGUCUAUAAAGGAUCACUCUCGUCAUCAGUGGACAUCUAUAAAACAGGUAGGGUUUUUCUAAAAGUUGGUAAAAGAAAAGGACUUUUAUAAAGGUGUCAAGAGUUCACCGGAAUCAAACGUUUUUCGAUAUGAAACGUGGAGAAGGAUGUAUACGAUUGGUAAUUCAUACAAAAAGAAUUCAUUUUUCUCUUUUUAAUUUUUUCUCCUUUAACUGACGGAACCGCCAAAGAUGAAAGACGACUAUUGAUUUGUAAAUUCGGACGGCCUACUAGCCCGAGUGCGAUGAUUACACUAAAAAAAGAAUGAAAUUUUAUCUAUUUAAAAAGCGGUAUUGGGACUAAACGGUAAUCAAGAGUCAUUCGGUUUUCUAAACUGCGAUGACAACAGAAAAUCGAUCAAUUCAGGUUCUUGGAAAAUUGUCCACCCACCCCUCAUCACCCUCAAGCCAAAAUUUUGCCUGAGUGAGGAGUACUGGUUAAUGCCGACUUUAGGGAAGGGUAAGUGGGCAGUUUUCCGGAAACCAAAAUUGAUCUGGAAAAACUGUAAAUUUCAGGUAACUUUUCAACAAUAACAGUGACAUAUUUCCUCAAGCGACAUAUUGGCUACUACCUCAUCCAAGUCUAUUUCACUGACAUUUUUGUUGUGGCGCUAAGCUGGAUUGUUUUCUGGAUGGACAAAAAUGACAUGGGCAACAGAAUGGCUAUUGGCAUCACCACUAUCUUAACUAUAACGUUCCUACUUGGAUCUCUCAACGGAUUCAUGCCACGAGUAAGCUACCCAAAGGCUUUAGACUGGUAUUUACUGGUGUCGUUCACACUGACGUUCUUAUCACUAGUGGAAUGCAUGAUCGUGUUUGUUGUCUUCAUGAGUGAAAACAAAGCACACGAUGACCAGGUUUGCUUAAUUGUUUUUUGUGUCUUUGUAUUUCUUAGGCCCCGUCCAUAUGUAUCUGUUUUUGUCAGAAAAUGGAGAUUUUUUAUCCCUUUCCAAAAAAAAGAAACGCUUUCACACCUUGUGCUUUAUAAUCCUCUUUGCCCGUCCACACGAAAACCCAAUAGCGACCGAAAAUGGUACCCACCUUGAUGGGAACAUGCGCAUUCACUGGCAACUGAGCCUGCAACGAAAUAUUUUUCAAAAACCUCUGUUUUCAUUCACCUACACAAGCACAGGAAAACAUCGUUUCCAAAACCUCCACACUGGAGGGCGUUUUUUUAAAAUAUGCGUUUUUGGAGACUGUUUACACUGGAAACGUGCGGAUGGUGGGCCGAACCGGAGAAAAAAAUCUCCAUUUUCAAACAGAAAUACGUGUAAACAGAAAUACGUGUAGACGGUGGGAUGUAAAGAAGAGGCAGUUAAACGGCCACAAAACGAACUUACACUGUGGCUACAAAAGUUGAAGAAAAAAGACUGCCGAAGUGUGAAAACUGCUCGUUUAUAAGACUGUGUAUCUCGACAUGUGGCUAAAAAAUUCUAAAGGGUCUUAUUACAGCUUUUUCCCGAAAUUAUUCUUAAGCAUUUUUUCGUUUUCUGUUCACUACAACGGAAAAAACAUUUAAAGCAAAUAAGCCGAUUUCGAAUUAUUAAAAUUUAUACUUGGCUCCGAGGCGGCAGAAGGGCCAUAAACAAAGGUGAAAAAUCUCAUUGAGAUUCAGAAAAGAAUAAUCCAUUCCUUUUGUUUUCUUUUAAUUCGAAACUGGCCCAGUAAAAAUACUAUUAGAGCCACUGCAACAUCAAAACACUCUUACGCAGAAGACAUAAAAUACUUUUAAAAAAGUAUGAAAUUAUAAAGAAGACAAGAACUACAGUGUAUGGGAAAAAAUGUUGCUCAUGAUCAACAAGAUCGGAUGGUCUGAUGCUUGUAAAAGCAGUUAAAGAGACAAAUCUAAACUCUUUUAACAACUUUUAACGUUUUUCAAUCUUUGAAAAUGCCGUUGGAUACAGUCGAAACGUCGAAGAAUAACGUGACUUGCGAUUAGCACCGAUAAAAGCCUAUGAUUACCGUUCAAGAACAUGGAGAUUGGUUUAAAUCAUUUCCAUAUUUUUAUCUUAUCACAGAAAGGACAAGGCCGUGCUGAUAGUUCAUCAGCAACAGUUAAGGCGAUGUUUCAUGAUGACCAGGCUGAAGUCCUCAUCGAGCGAAGUGAAAGCAAACCGCGCCAUGGUGUCAAUUGUGUGAAUCAGGGUUGUCAAUCAAACACUGAAGGCGGCACCUGUGAGAAAACCGCGUUCCUGGUACCCAACCAACAGCAACAGAAAAGUAAAAGAGGUCGUGCUGACUUUAUCGACAAGAUUUCGCGGGGAUUAUUUCCACUCAUCUUCUUCACUUUUAAUAUUGCUUACUGGUGCUUCUACUUGCUCAUAGUCUAA